AUUCGGAUAAACCGUGGAUGGACCCUUUCUCUGCCCACACGACGUCUUACGGGUACUUACGGGGUCCAUCAUCCAUCAUCCUGCAUCCAACAUCCUGUCCCUCAUCCAUCAUGUCAGGCCAACGACGUCAACAACGCCACACGCAGAACCCACAGACUACAGAGAAUACAAAGAAAGAACAAAACACAGCGCACACGAACGGCGCCGGCGAACGUCGUACCUGGCUUGAUUGUUCUACUGUGAAUCUACUACUACUGCUGCUGCUGCUGCUGCUACUAAUUACUCCUCACAUCAUUCAUAUAUAUCCACCUCCUCUCACUAUCGCCACCAAGACGGCCAGUCAGUCCAGUCAAUCCCGAGCACCGACGCUGAUCUCGCCAGCCAUACACACUGCUUGCAACACGCCCCACCUUCCUACCUACUACCUACUAAUACCUACUACCUACUACCUACAUCACCUCAUCCCUCAUCCCCCAACCAACCAACCAACCACCACCCUCCCCUCCUCUUUUCCUUUAUUCUUUUCUUUCCCUCUCUUUCAUCCAUCAACACAUUCCACGCCGUCGCGGCUGCUGAUCCGCCGUUACUUACUUACUUACUCACUCUCUCACUCACUCACUUGCAUGUACAUCAGUUGCAGUACGCAGAUCUAGUUCUGCACAGCAUGCAUUCUGUGCGUGUGAACGAGUGCGUGCGAACGUAGUCGAAGAUAGACAGUCUAAUCAGCGUUGCCCAUAUCGCUAUCACGGGACGGCUACCGUGCCUACCGCAACCGUACCUGCUGAGGUCAGGCAGGUGGAUAAGGAAGGUACCUAGUAGUACCUGAUUACUCGACGUCAUUUCCUCCUCGGGCUCUCUGUCCGUCUUCGGCACGUGAUGUGAUGUAAUGAUGUAAUGUGAUGUGAGAUCUGGAUGGCAACGUACAGUGCGGGCACGUGUCUUGUCUUGUCUUGUCAGUACUCCAUAGUUUAUGCCAAAUCCAGUAAUGUAUGGGAUGAUGUGGCUGUGAUGUGCGUAUGCAGUGGCUGGUACAGUCUAUGAAGAAGUCACAUCGUAGCAAG
Molecule: messenger RNA, 1061 nt
Organism: Pseudovirgaria hyperparasitica
Lineage: Eukaryota; Fungi; Ascomycota; Dothideomycetes; Acrospermales; Acrospermaceae
Exons: 2
Coding region: 111-653 (180 amino acids)
Source: RefSeq, a predicted model, not a curated record